AUGUCCCUUGUUCCCUACCACGAGCGCGAAGGUCGCGAGAUUGUUCUCCGUCACCACAACGCCAUCGUCGUCCGCGACCCCACCUCGCAGCGUCUCGAGAUCCGCGGCCUCGAACUGACAAAAUGUCCCACCUGCCACCAAAGCCUGCGAACAUCAUCCCCCGAGAGGCGCUUUGAGCCCGCGACGAGCCAUGAAACCUACGUCAAUCCCGAUUACUUCCGCAUGCUGCGCGCCGGCCAGUAUCGACGGAACCACACGCAGCCUCUCCCGCCACCGUCGAGUCCUAUCCGGCGGUUGGUCGAACCGUUUCCGGCCUCGGUGUCUGAUGAAGACGGGAGCGAGCUUGGACGGCAAGACGCCCAGUCUGUGAGGAGCUCACCGGCGCCUCACCAAGGCGGCGGCCGCAUUCGACGAGAGGCGUUCAGCCCGAAUUACUUUAAUACUUUCUUUAUCGAGGAGCGAGAGCUUGGCCGAGGCGGCAAGGGAGUUGUCUUGCUUGUGCGGCACGAGAUUGACGGCUGCUUUCUGGGAGAGUUUGCCUGCAAAAGGGUGCCAGUGGGAGAUGACCACGCCUGGCUUGAAAAGGUGUUGGUAGAGGUUGAGCUGCUUGCGAAGCUCUCCCAUCCCAACCUUGUCUCCUACCGGCACGUCUGGCUUGAGGACUAUCAGACCAGCCAGUUUGCGCCUGUAGUUGCGUGCGCAUUCAUCCUGCAGCAAUACUGCAAUGGCGGCGAUCUGCUGCACUACGUCAUUGGCGACAUGCCGAGGGAGGCCACGAAGGAGCAGCUCAAGGCCCAGAUGCGCCGUCGCUCCAAGGGCCAGACAGAACGUCCCAAGAUGCAGCGUCGCUUGCCCCCUGAGGAGAUUUACUCGCUCUUCAAGGAUAUUACGUCCGGCUUGGCCUAUCUGCAUGCUGCAAACUACAUCCACCGCGACCUGAAACCUAGUAACUGUCUGCUGCAUCGCGAGGGGGCUCAUUUGGCUUGCCUGAUUAGCGACUUUGGGGAAGUCCAACCGGAACAUGCGGUUCGUAAGUCGACCGGUUCGACGGGUACGAUCUCGUACUGCGCGCCGGAGGUUCUCAAAAAGGAUGUUACGGGGAGGUACGGAAACUUUACCACCAAGUCGGACAUCUUUUCGUUGGGGAUGAUUCUGUAUUUCAUGUGCUUUGGCAGGUUGCCCUACCACUUUGCCAACGCGGUGAAUGAGGAGUUGGAGGAUAUCGACCAGCUCCGCGCCGAGAUUACGGACUGGAAGGGGUUUCACGAUGAGCGGAGGGAGCGGCCGGAUCUGCCGCACAAGCUGUAUCAGUUACUUCAGAAGCUUCUGGCGGUUAAUCCGCUCGAGCGGCCUACUGCUAACGAGGUGCUUGGUGCGAUGAAGGGGGAGAUGCCGUUGGAUGGGGUGAACGGGAUGCGUGGGGGGAGGAACAACUCGGACGGGAUGGGGGGGCAUAGGAUUCAGAAUUUGGAGGAGCCGGGUCUGAUGAGGCCGGAGGGGACGAAGCAGGCGAGGGUGAAUUCUCUUACGGAGGAGGAUGAUUUUGCUGCUGUUUCGCAGACGACUUCGGCGGUUUCACUUUUGCAGAAGAGGAUGAUGAGGGCUCCGAGGCAUAGAGGGUCGGGGGGGGAGUUGACUUUGGGGGGCAGGAGGAGUGAGGAUGAUUCGCCGGAGGGGGAGGCGGCGGCGGCGAGCAUUACCACGCCUUUGUUGAUGCCGCCGCCUACUACUACGCUGGAGAGGGUGAAGAAUGGGGCUGUGCUGGCGCAGUGGAGGGUGAGGAGGUGGGAGAGGAGAGAAUGA
Molecule: messenger RNA, 1803 nt
Organism: Podospora anserina S mat+
Lineage: Eukaryota; Fungi; Ascomycota; Sordariomycetes; Sordariales; Podosporaceae
Exons: 2
Coding region: 1-1803 (600 amino acids)
Biological process (GO): protein phosphorylation
Molecular function (GO): ATP binding; protein kinase activity
Source: RefSeq, a predicted model, not a curated record